Molecule: messenger RNA, 1131 nt
Organism: Colletotrichum orchidophilum
Lineage: Eukaryota; Fungi; Ascomycota; Sordariomycetes; Glomerellales; Glomerellaceae
Product: glutathione-dependent formaldehyde-activating enzyme
Exons: 1
Coding region: 1-1131 (376 amino acids)
Molecular function (GO): carbon-sulfur lyase activity
Source: RefSeq, a predicted model, not a curated record
AUGAGUGAAAACCAAAUCCAAUCCAUCGGGACAACCCCCGCUACAAAGACUCUCACGGCCCGUUGCUAUUGCAAAGCCGUCCAUUUCACCCUCGCCGUCCCGCUCUCUUCCAUCCCACUCAAAGUCCAUCUCUGCCACUGCAGCAUCUGUCGUUACACCCACGGGACCCUCUGCAUCUUCCACGCCCCGCUCCCGUCCGGCGUGUCUCCCUCCUUUAUCGCCCCUUCCUCGCUGUCGUCGUCUCUCACGGCCUACCGCCAUGCCAAGGCCUCGAGCACGCGGUACUUUUGCAGUACGUGUAGCUGCCACAUUGGAGAUGUGGGCGUUGACGAUGACGAGUGGGUUAUUUCGGCUUCCAUCUUUGAUGCAAAUAAGGAUGAUGUGCCCGCUGUUUGGGAUAUCCAGACUCACGUCAACACGGCUUCGGCGCCGGGCGGAGGGCUGUAUGAAUGGCUCCCGCGCGUGAAUGGCAAGGAGAUGAAGGUUUGGAAUCCCAGGGACGGAGCUGAAAAUGCGGCGAUCAAGACAACAACACCCGGACGAGAAGUUGGCAUCGACGGCGAAGAGGUCCUCCGCGCACAAUGCCACUGCGGCGGCGUCUCCUUCACAAUAUCCCGGCCCAAGGCCGCGAUGCUCGAGGAAAAAGCCUACGAGCCCUGGCUAUCACCCGUGGACCCCAGAAAAUGGCCAGCCUGCCUCGACGCCUGCGACGACUGCCGCCUGCAGACGGGCGUCCACGCCAUCGGCUGGGCCUGUAUCGCGGAAUCGUGCAUCGCGCCAAAGGUGCCCGGGGACCUCCAGCUCGGCGGGGCGUCCAAGACGUUCAAGUCCUCCGAGGACGUGUGGCGUUCGUUUUGCGGGACGUGCGGUGCGAGUGUGAUGGCGUAUUUCAACUAUGGCGGGGCGAGGAGGCAGGAGAACGGGGAGAGAUUGCUGAAUAUUGCUGCUGGGAUUUUGAGGGCGCCGGAGGGAGUUUUGGCGGAGGAGUGGUUGACUUGGAGGACGGGACGGGUGGCUUGGGCGGAGAGCGGGAUGAGGUACGAUGCUGGGUUGACUGAGGGUUUGAGUGAGGGUAUGGCUGAAUGGGGCAGAGAGAAUCAUGGGGAGGCAUGGGGUUUCAAUAUUGGAUGA